AAUCUGAAAGCCUCAAACCAUAACAACACAAGUUGUAAUUUGUAAUGUGUACUGACUACUAACUGUGUAGUCACUAGUGCCUACUGUCUAGUCAGGUGUUCUAGUUGUGGGUAUACUUUCGUUUGUUAGUUUGUUACAAAUAUGUAUUGUUUUGAUUUACCAUUUACAUAGAAUUGUAUAAUAUUAUAUUUUCAAUCGAUAACCAUGCACAAUUAUUAACAAUUAUGAUUCGUUUUCAAUCGUGAAAUCGAUGCAGAUUUCGUUAAGCUACACAGAGGGAUAUGUUUUUUUUUUACCAUUAUAGCCUUGCUGUAGUACACAUUGUAGAAUCACAAUCUCUAUUUAUUAGUUUAAAAACAAUGGAAAAUGGACUCAGAUUUUUUUGAUGAAAACAGUUAUAGUUCUAGUGAACUAUCGGAAACGCAAUCAGAACUUGAAGCUCGAAUUUAUGGAAUUAUCCAUCAUAACGAUUUUUCAGGAACAUCAGAAUCGCCAUUCAUUGACCCAAAGUACGGUGUAGAAUUCAAUUCCAAUGGUGAAAUAGUUGUGUUUCUCAAAGAUCCAGCCGACGUAGUUGUCAACUCCACCGUUGAUUUGUCCGAGGUAUGUAAAAAAAGUGUUAUACCAACACUUGUUUUAGAUGAGGAUGAUGACAUUGAAACUUCUAAAGGUAUCACUAGUACAAUAGUUGAUAACGAAUUUUCUGAAACAAGCUUGAAAAAGAAGAAGAAGAAAAAGAAGAAAAAAAAUGAAAACUUUGAAAGUAUCGAAGAGUAUAUUAAUAUUAUUAAAAAUACUAAUGCGUUAAAAGAAUAUAAAGAGAAAAGUGGGUUAAAUAAAAUGAAUACUAAAACUAAUAAUGCUGAUAAAGUUUCCCUAAAUGUAUCUUUGAAUAAUGAACGAGCAGUGCCAAUGACAGCAAGUGAAAUUUUGAAACAAUAUCGUAUUGGAAAACCAACUGAAUGUAGUUUGUGGUAUAGGUGCCCAAAGACAUGGACUCCAGAUAUGGUUAAAUUUUAUACUAAAAUUCAAAAAUCAAAGCGAAAUUAUGACUGUCAAGAAGAGCUAAAUAAAAUUAAAGAAAAAUAUGGUUCGGAUCCCAUUGAUUGGUCUUUGGAUCCCAUGGAUAUAUAUAAAUCUAAUUCAAAUACACCUCGAAUGAGAUGUAAUAUUUGUAGACAAUUCGGACAUACUGGGUAUAAUUGCAAGGAUCAAUAUAAACCGCCAAUUUGUAUUAUGUGUGGAGUUGAAGGACAUAAUUUUCAUAGUUGUAAUAAAAAAAUAUGUUUAUCCUGCGGAAGUUGGCAAAAAAAUUUUACAAAUAGUUGUAGUAUCUGCUUAUCAAUGAUCAGAGUCAAAUGCAAUUUAUGUAAUGAUAUUGGUCAUKAAUCAAGUUAUUGCACAGAAACCUGGCGUCAAUUUCAUAGUACUAUAUCUACUGCACCAGAACCUGAAAGUAAUGAAUUUGCUCAAUCUACUUCUAGAUCAAAUACUGAGUCAAGACAAUCUACAUCUAGAAAGUCUGAACCUUCAUCGACAUUAACUCCUAAUGCCAGAGAGAUAAGUAAAAACAGUCCAAAGUCUGUUAAUUCUGGUAAAUCUAAAAAAGCAAAACGGCUGCAAGCUAAAGCAAAAAAACAUUCAAAAAAUAAUAAUAAAAGUAAUCUCUCAAUUUCUGAUAAUGAAUCCAUAAAUAUUGAUGUUAAUAUACAAGAUGUUACAUUGCAACGCACUCUAACAAAAAGAAAUUUUUUCAAGAAAAAAAAAUUAAGUGUCAACCGUUAAAUACAAAAAUAUAAAAUUGACAAUUCAAAUGACUAUUUACUUAAAAUUAAAGGAUUAGAUUUUUAAUGUGUUAACAUUUAAUGUAUAUUAAUUUUUAUUUUGUAAUACUUUUGAGUAUCUGUUGUUUAGUAUAUUAUUUUCUUAAAUACAUUACAAUCUAGCAAAGAUAGAUUUAUUACAUAUCUUGAUUGUGUCACUUCCAGUGGAUCUGGAUGACGCCAUAGUAUUAAAUACUAAUAUUGUAAUGUCCAUUUUUCCAGUUUUUGAUGUUGUAAAUCGUAGUAUUAACUGUAUAAUAUUAUGUAAUUCUUUAGUAACAAUUUUUUGUGGCAAAGGUUUUUAAUGAAUUCUAGGAAAUUGUAAUAUUAUUUUAUCAUUUUAAAUUUAUUAAUGUAUUACCCAUAUUACAUUUCCAUCAUUGCUCACUUCAAAAUAGUUUGGACUUCUAAUAGAAUUCUCUAUUUAUUUUGUUACGCUAAUGGUCUGCAUGAAUAUUUAGCAUUCAGUUUUAAUAGAAGAUGAAUGUGAUAUGAUAUUGAUGAUAUUUAAUUUCUGAACUAUUAUUUGUCUUACCUUGUGUAUUAAGUUUUACACCUUGUUUAUCUAUUUUAAUUUUCAUCCCAAUUUCGUAAAAAUAUAUAACUGUAUUUGGAGAGUUUUUUAAUUA
Molecule: messenger RNA, 2452 nt
Organism: Diuraphis noxia (Russian wheat aphid)
Lineage: Eukaryota; Metazoa; Arthropoda; Insecta; Hemiptera; Aphididae
Biological process (GO): nuclear polyadenylation-dependent snRNA catabolic process; nuclear polyadenylation-dependent snoRNA catabolic process; nuclear mRNA surveillance of mRNA 3'-end processing
Cellular component (GO): TRAMP complex
Molecular function (GO): RNA binding; zinc ion binding
Source: RefSeq, a predicted model, not a curated record